Messenger RNA from Erpetoichthys calabaricus (reedfish), 2153 nucleotides. It is a transcript of the gene cidec, whose product is annotated as cell death inducing DFFA like effector c. The transcript is spliced from 6 exons. Bases 186 to 866 code for a protein of 226 amino acids. Gene Ontology annotation, biological process: apoptotic process; regulation of apoptotic process. NCBI's taxonomy places the organism in Eukaryota, Metazoa, Chordata, Cladistia, Polypteriformes, Polypteridae. The record is from RefSeq and is a predicted model, not a curated record.
CAUCAUUCAUGUUUAGGGUGAGGCUGCAGGCAGUCACUCCAUGCAGAUCACUUUGCUACAGAGAGGAACACGCUCGCAUCAACAAGGAGGGAGGUUAGGUUGAAUAAUUUGAAGGGCAGCAAUCCAGAUCUAACUGACUUUGGAGGAGGAGGAAGAAGAAGCAGCGUCUACAUCAGCUUUGGAAAAUGGAGUACGCCAGGAAGUCGCUGAGUCUUCUAUCGCCCAAAUCUCUCUCCAAGUGUGUGUCCACAAGCACCUCUCGCCCUAAACCCUUCCGAGUUGCUACCUUCAAUCGCAGCAUUAAGAAGGGCAUCAUGGCUGAAGGCCUGAGGGACCUGUUAAGCAAGGUUCCUGAUGCCCUCCAUGUGUCCAGCACCUGUUCAUUGGUGCUUGAUGAGGAUGGCACCGUGAUCGACACCGAAGAGUUCUUCCAAACUCUGGAUGACAAUACUGUCUUUGUGGUGCUGGACAAGGGACAGAAGUGGACCCCAGCUGAAGGUGGGGAGUACCGCUUGAAUCUCUCGGACAGAGUGCGCCGGAGGAAAGACGUCGCCAGGAUCACCUUUGAUUUGUACAAAUCAAAUCCACGCGAUUUCAUUGGCUGCUUGAACGUUAAGGCGACGCUAUAUGGAAUGUACUCUGUGUCAUACGAUUUACGCUGCUACAGUGCCAAGCGGAUCAUGAAAGAACUUUUUCGUUGGGCUCUCUUUACUAUGCAGGCCACAGGCCACAUUCUGCUGGGCACCUCCUGUUAUAUGCAGCAGCUCUUGGAAGAAGAGGAGAGGAGCAUGAGUGGACCUUCCAGCCUCCUGUCUUCAUCCAAGCAAUUGCAGACCAUUUUCUGGGGAGGAAAGGCAGCAGUUUGAUGGAAAAGCCACCCUGGGUUAACACUCCAUUUAUAUUGUACCUUAUAGGUUGAUGUGCCAGCCUGGCACACCGUGGUAUAUUAGCAUGUAAACUUGUGUGCAGAACAGCUCCUGGUCUUAGAAGAGCCAUUCUAAUACUGUGUGCGUGUGAAUGUGUGAGUGAGAAAGAGAGAGGAGAGUGUGUGUGUGUAUAAGAGAGAUGAUUUGAGCUCACUGACCCACACCUCUUUUCAGAGAGAUGGGCAACAAGCGUCUAUCUCUUAGUCUCCUGUUUCCAGAGCUUCUGGCUUUUACAUACGUCUUAUUUUGUUUAAUUGGUCAUCGAGGGGUCAGUGGCCUGAAGUAGUUGGCACCCUUACCUUCACUGCACCACACCCUCACUGCAUCUCUUCACCCUUGCCAAAUGUUUGUGCCAUUGCUACAUUCUCACUUAUACCACGUGUGCCCUAGCUUUGUUUUUCACCUUACUUGUGAUUCACUGUAUGUGGAGGAAUGUAUUGAAGAUUUUUUUUUUUGAUAAUCUGGGGGAGAGAGUUCCUCAGUGUAUGUUACUAGCACUUUAACAUGGAGCAUGUUAACCUGCUGCUUGUGCCCUAGCGUUCAUCUCCUCAAAGCGGGCAGAAGAGUAAUGGUGAAGGGGUGAAUAUGAAAUGGCUUCAGGACUGCAGCCUGCCAUGCAUUGAUGUCAAAGCUUCUAAAAACAACUCUUGCUUUCUCUGGAAGACUUAUAAGGUAUUUAUAUUGACAGAAGGUUAAAGUGACCCGUGUGCCAAUAGGAUGUCCUACCCCCUAGUCAAACACCCUUCUCCAAUGACCCAAGCCUGCACAGGAGCGCCUCUUCCAGGUCUGCUUUCAGCUGAUUACUCAACUCUCCGUGGCCUCAUAUGGGCCAACAGUGUUAUAUUUAAUGUCUAUUAGCUGACUUGCUGAAAGUAGCGGAGGGCACAGAAGGAUUUUUAUGAAGUGUACACGCCAGUCCCCUUUAACCUGACAAGUUUAAAAAGAGGGUGGGUUUUUUUGUUAAUGGGGUUGGAUGGACUGCCCAUUUGUGCACAGUUUUGUGAAGAGGCUGGGAUAAAAGACUGAAUGUAUGCAAUAAUUUCAAAUGUUAAAAAAAAGCUGUGGAUUUUAAGUUGCCUCUAAUGUAAUAUUUGUUGCGGAAUGUAGUGCAGUGCUGGCAGAUACUUUCUGCAGAGCAGUUCACUGUUACAUGGAACAUGUAUUGUUUUUGAUAUACAAAGCUUAUGUAUUUAAUAAAGUUACAAUAAAAUGUGUAUAUUGAAAUUA